Messenger RNA from Recurvomyces mirabilis, 2592 nucleotides. RefSeq names its product AdoMet-dependent rRNA methyltransferase spb1 (gene SPB1). NCBI's taxonomy places the organism in Eukaryota, Fungi, Ascomycota, Dothideomycetes, Mycosphaerellales, Teratosphaeriaceae. Gene Ontology annotation, cellular component: nucleus; preribosome, large subunit precursor; nucleolus. Gene Ontology annotation, biological process: rRNA methylation; maturation of 5.8S rRNA from tricistronic rRNA transcript (SSU-rRNA, 5.8S rRNA, LSU-rRNA); maturation of LSU-rRNA from tricistronic rRNA transcript (SSU-rRNA, 5.8S rRNA, LSU-rRNA). The record is from RefSeq and is a predicted model, not a curated record. The transcript has a single exon. Bases 1 to 2592 code for a protein of 863 amino acids. Gene Ontology annotation, molecular function: rRNA (uridine-2'-O-ribose)-methyltransferase activity; rRNA (guanine) methyltransferase activity.
AUGGCGAUCCAAAAGAAGAACGCCAAGGCGCGUCUUGAUAAGUACUACUACCUGGCUAAGGAGAAAGGAUAUCGUGCUCGUGCCGCCUUCAAGCUCAUCCAGCUGAACAAGAAAUACUCCUUCCUCCAACAGUCGAAAUGUCUCAUCGAUUUGUGCGCGGCGCCAGGAUCAUGGCUGCAAGUGGCAGCAGAGACGAUGCCGGCGAAGAGCUUGAUUGUCGGUGUGGAUUUGAGCCCGAUCAAGCCUAUCCCAAAGACCAUCACUUUUCAGGACGAUAUCACGACUGAGCGAUGCAGAGCCACAAUUCGUGGACACUUGAAGACGUGGAAGGCAGAUACAGUGAUCCACGAUGGUGCGCCGAAUGUUGGUACAGCAUGGGUGCAGGACGCUUUCAGCCAGAACGACCUUGUCCUGGCCUCUCUGAAGCUCGCCACAGAGUUUCUGGCUCCCGGCGGUAACUUCGUAACGAAAGUCUUCCGCUCGAAGGAUAGCGCGAAGCUCGAGUGGAUCUUCAAGCAACUAUUUGGCCGUGUUGAGCAGACCAAGCCACCCAGUAGUCGAAAUGUGUCUGCCGAGACAUUCUACGUCUGUCGAGGGUACAAGGCACCAAAGCACAUGGACCCGCGAUUCUUGGACUCGAAGUAUGCUUUUGCAGAAGUGGAGGAAGCUGCUGUGAACAUGGAAGCGCGAGUGUUCAAUCCCGAGAAGAAGAAGCGAAAGCGUGAUGGUUACGAGGAGGGUGAUUACACACAGUUCAAGGAAGUGCCUGCGAGUGAGUUCGUGCAGACGCCGGAUCCGAUCAAGAUGCUUGGCAGCGUGAACAAGCUGCACUUUAGGCAGGAGGAUGCUGGUGGAGAUAUUGCUUUGGCUGCGUUGGAUCGACUACCUGAGACCACGGAAGAAGUUAGGAUAUGCUGUCAGGAUCUGAAGGUUUUGGGGAGGAAGGAGUUUAAAUUGCUGCUUCGGUGGCGUUUGAAGGCACGUGAUACGUUCGGUCUGCGACAGAAGAAGACUGAGGAUACCGGCGCAAAAUCUGUUACUACAACCGCCAAAGGCGCAGUGGAUGAUAUGAUUGCCGAGGCAGGUGCGAAGGAAGGCGAAGCUGGCGAGGAAGUGGCAGUCCUCGAGAGCAUGGACGAUGAGAUGCGCAUGCAAGAAGAGAUCCGAGCGAUGCAGGACUCACAAUCCAAGCUCAAGCGUAAGGAGCGGAGAAGAGACAACGAGAGAAAGCAAAAAGAAAUCACCCGCAUGCAGAUGAACAUGACAGUGUCUUCCGAGAUUGGUCUGGAUGCCGGAGGACCUAUGGGCGACGAAGGCACGUUCAGAUUGAGGGACGUAGACAAGGCUGGCAUUGGUCGACAAAUCACUCGUGGCAGGAUGUACAGCGAGGCUGAGAAGCCGAAAGAGGUCGAGGAGAGCGAGGAGGAAGAAGAAGAUGAAGAGUUGGACGGACUGGAGAGGGAGCUUGAUGCUAUGUAUGAGAAGUAUCAAGAAGGCAAGGAGGAUCGCGAUGCCAAGGCCCGAGCGAAGCGAAUACGCAUGGAGGCGAACGGAGACAACGAUGAUGAGUUCGAAGGUUUCGAUGGUGAGGACAAGGGCGCUGAGACGGAUGCAAGCAGUGACGCUGGCAUUGUCGAGGAUGAGAGUGGCGACGAGACUGACGAGGAGGAAGCUGAGCUGUUGAAUCAAUUAGCGCCAAAGGAGAAUCUGAAGAAGGGUGAGCUAUCUGGACGUGCAGCGAGCUUCUUCCAGCAGGAUAUCUUCGCGGACAUAGGUGGUAUUGAGGAGGAGCCCGACUAUGAGGACGUCGAUUUAGCAAGAGACAGUGGCGUGGAUGUCAACUCUGGUUCAUCCGCUUCACCGCCACUCAAAGCCGCUGAAGAGGUCGACAUCGAGGAAGACAGCGCCGAUGAAGAAGCAGAGGCAGAAGAGAGCGACAUUGAAGAAGUUGUAGAGGCUGAAGAAGAAGCAGACUGGGAAGAGGGCACUGAGAAGCCUACCACAGAAACAGAAGGCAGACCGAACAUUGACAUCAUCACCGCCGAAGCCAUGACCCUGGCACACGCUCUCGCCUCUGGUAAGAUAACUCGCCAUCAAAUGGAAGACGACAAUUUCACAAAAUACUCGCAUCGCGAUGUCGAUGGCCUGCCCGACUGGUUCUUAGACGACGAAGGCAAACACUCCCGUCCCGCACGACCCAUCAGUGCCGCCGCUGCCGCUGCUAUCAAAGAGAAAACCCGCGCCCUGAACGCUCGACCCAUCAAGAAAGUCCGCGAAGCCAAAGCCCGCAAGAUCCUUCGCACAGCUCGACGGAUCGAGAAGCUGAAGAAGAAGAGUGAAGGGCUGGCUGAAGGCGACGAGACUGAAAGGGACAAGGCGAACUCAAUCUCGGCGCUCAUGGCCAAGGCGAAGAAGGGUGGUGGGAAGAAGAAGGGGAAGCAGGAGGUCAAGGUUGUUAGGGCUGGUGGGCAGAAUAAGGGUGCUGGGAGGCCGAAGGGUGUCAAGGGGAAGUAUAAGAUGGUUGAUUCGAGGUUGAAGAAGGAUGUUAGGGCUGAGAAGAGGUUGGCUAAAAAGACGAAGGGGAAGAGAUAA